Messenger RNA from Portunus trituberculatus (swimming crab), 2144 nucleotides. RefSeq lists its product as uncharacterized. NCBI's taxonomy places the organism in Eukaryota, Metazoa, Arthropoda, Malacostraca, Decapoda, Portunidae. The record is from RefSeq and is a predicted model, not a curated record. The transcript has 14 exons. The coding region runs from base 272 to 1921 and encodes 549 amino acids.
UGAUCACUGAAGGACACGUGGCCAGCGGGAGAAGAAGAGGAGGCGCGUGACUGGUGCUAUACAUGUAAAUUACCCAUAAAACUGAGUCGGCGGGCUUAAAACAGUGUACUUUGCUUGUAUUGUGUGCCCGGGCAGUGUUACCAAUGUUUGCAGAUAAUGAGGUGGGCGUGGCGGGCGUGGGCGUGUAGUUAGCCGCGCGUGUAACAAGGUGUUUAUCGUGGGCAACCUCUGUCACCGCCGCCACUCACACCACACAGCGCAGGUAGGAGCGAUGGAGCGAGGCCAGGUGACUAGAGAGGCGUGGCUGGACAGGUGUUACAAGAGCUUAGUGACAUCCAAUCCGUCCUGCUUGCAACUGCUGGAGGAGGUGAGUGCCGCCCUGGCUCGCCACGUGACGGAGCCCCAGGAGUCAGAGCUCAGGCAGCAGGCUGUCUUCCUCUUGCUGGGGCCAGAGUACACAGCGAAACACUUCCCCUACCAUAGAUACAACGUGAGGACACUGGAGCCGCCCCUCAACCCGCAGCGGAAGGAGAGUUACCUGAAGGAGGCGCGCCUGUUCCUCGACGAGUGUUUUAGCCGCGCCUUGGAGGAGCUGAGUUACCCGAGGGACGCCUCCCGCUACACCGGGGACACGCCCCUGGGGAAGUUCGUGGGAGAGGUGAGAGCAGCCUACAGGGAGUGUGUGAACCAGCGGGCAGCGGUGACAGCAUUUGAGCAGGAGGAUGAGAAGAGGAGACAGCUGAGAGAGAGAAAAAAGAAGAGUCCGGAGGAAGAGGAAGAGGAAGAGGAAGAGAGUGUACACGUGACUGUGAAUUUGUCUGAGGCUGCAAGUGAAGCGAUUGUGAGCCUUGUGGGGACCGACGCAGGGGCGAGGGAGAGGCUCAGGAAGAGACUGAAGGAGAAGUAUGUUGCUCUCCCUCCCUCCCUCCGCCUCUCUCUGUGGUGGGAGGUGCUGGGGGAGAGGGAGGAGGGGGUGAGAGGGGAGGGAGAGGUGAGAGAGAGGCUGCUGUCAACUCUGGAGAGGGAGAUGAAGAGACAGCGAUUGAGAAGAGCGAUAGAGAGCAAGGCAUGGAGAGCGAUAGACGAGGCUGUCAUAGAGGCAUAUGACACCACUCCCCUGCUCGCGCCCUUGGAAUCAGAUGGCCACCUUCUUCAGACAGCUCGCGCCCUCAACAUCAUGACUGUUCUCAGCGGGAAAUUCUCGUCUUCCUUUGUGUUUUCUCUUGUUCCCUUACAGCUCCUCCUUCGUCGGCAACAAGAGCAAGAAGACGAGGCCGUGGUGAUGCGCGUGGCAAGUUGGGGUUACCUGUUGUGUCGCCACUGCCUGCUGGAGCCGCAGGAAGUGUUUGGCGUGGCGGAGGAGGUGGUGAGGGUGGUGGGGAUGGAGGACCCUGCCUAUCUAUCACACCUGCGCUCUUGUCUCUCCGCCCACACCCAAAAUUUCAAUGUGCAGGUGUUCCCGCCGGAGCUGCUGACGAGGAACACAGAGGCUUCACUCAGGUUUCACGCACAGCUGACAGGCAGAGGCGCCCGCUCCCUCCCGCCCGUGCCCAAGGGAGUGUUUAGUGAGCCAAGUCUGUUUGUCAGGAAGUGGAUAGCGCAGGUGUUUGUGGGCGUGGUGGAGAUGCAGGCGGCCCUGUGGGUGUGGGAUCAGCUCUUCUUGGACAAGUGGAGGCGUGGCACUGUUAAGUUUGUGGCACUGUCUCUCCUUGCUAUUAUACGACCGUGGGUGAUGAGGGCGUCUGCUUAUGAUAUCAUGAAGGUGUUGCUGGAGGAGCCGGGGCGAGCGUACCUGGGCGAGUUGCGGCGAGCGUUUGCACACCUGGCGGGCGGAGGGCGGCUUCAAGACACGCCCGCUGGGAGUUACGUGGGCGGCGAGGGCGUGGGUGGUGUGCCCUCUAUACAGCAGCAAGGAAAGUAAGCAGCAAACAAGGCAGAGAAUGUGUCCAGACAGGUGCGUCACUCUUAAUUGCCUCCAGGUGAUUAGCUCUCCCACCUGCACUGCCUUACGAUGGAAUGUUGGUAAUUGCCUUGGCGUUUGUAGCGUGCUGUUAUGUCCUUGUGGUCUCGAGAAGAGGAGGAACGUAAGAAAAAAAAGAGGAGGAAGAAUAUGAGGAAAGAGGAGGAGAAGAAAUACAUGAAAA